AUGCAGCCGUUAAUUCUGACUCCGUCUGAGACGCGCAAAUCUGAGCCGUCGGAUGAUUCGUCAAAUCCGGCGGCUAGCAGCGGCAUAUCUGAGAACGCAACUGCUGGUGUGCUGGAUGCUGACGUGGCAGUUAAGCUGUACAGUGCUGCGGCAGGUUAUGACACGGCAUCUAGUGAUGAUGACGUGGGACCAUCAAUCUCAUGGAUUCCCCGGACUCCGGAUCUACCACUCUGCUUGACGUCCACGUCGGCAGAGCCAACGUCCCCGUUACAAGCAGCACCAGAACCCGCUAUAACGCGUGGCGGACUGUUUGUAUACGGCAGCAGCUGUUCCGCCUGCACUGUAGGCCACACCUGCACGUUCUUAAUCAGCGUCGAAUCGCCAGGCGCCACGUGGACGCUCCCUCCCGUUGCUGACGCGACCAGUAAUGAUAGCAGCAGCACCAACACCUCUCCUUCCACUGCUGCAGUUACAGCCACUGCUCUUGCUGCUCCUCCUGCCACCACAACCACUGCCACCACCGCCACCACCGACACAGCAUCACCAUUCAAUUACCCCGCCAAUUCCUCCGUGCUGAGUUGGUGGAAGCGUGAGCUCGCUCUCUCCCUCGCCGGCCCUUCACUGCUCCACGCCGACCCUGUUUGUGCCGACCCUCCCGCCUGCUCCCGAUUCGUCGUCGCUUACCGAGCCUGGGAUGCGGGGACGUACCGGGCUUCCCUCCAUGCAGGAUGCUCCAACCUCCUCCUUACACCCUCAUCUUCUUCAUCUUCCUCAUCUUCCUCUUCUUCCUCCUCCUCCUACUCCUCCCCUUCUUAUGCUGACGUCACUCAUGACGUGGCAGCAUGGACCAUCACAAUCCUCCCAUCAUCCCACACACUCCCGCCCAGCACACCCCUCCUAGCCAACACACAGCCUACCUCUUCAAGUGAAGCAGCCGCCAAUAACCAGCCAUUUCAUAACGAAGCAGACAAUAGCGAGGAUUUCUCGCGCCGGCUGCUGCUCCUGGCGAUGGCAGGGCAGUCGAGUGUGGGAGGCGAGGCAGCAAGUGUGGAGGAGCGAGUUGGGAACUCCACACUCGAAUAUCAAACCCUUGGAGGGGAAUUAGUCCCUCCUGGGACACCUUUUGAGGCGCUUCCAGACGCUGCUCCUGGCGACAGCAGGGCAGGCAGCGGAAAGGAGAAAGUAGGAAACUCUGUACUAGCUUCCCAUGCACCUCAAGCAGACUUGGCCACUCAUGGGCUGCCACGUGUUCUAAAAGAGAGAGCACAGGAAUCCGAGAAGAGAGCAGAGAACGAGGGAGAGGAUGAGACGAUGCAGGUGACUAGCAGAGGCGGUGAACAGGAACAGGCGGCGGAGGGGAGCAGUAGUCCGUGCAGCGGGUCAUGGAUCUCCUCCCUCACCCGGCGAGGCAUCCGAGAGAUCUCGAUCGCGGGGGACUCGCACCACCGCAUGCUUGCCGCCCACUUGUUCUACAUGCUGUCGGGCGAGGCCGACCUGGCGAAUAGGAAGGGGCGGCACGAUCUGGCGUUUGUGGCGCGGAACGGGAGGAACGAGACGCUAAGGAUUAAUUUCUACUGGGUGGACGGGAUCUACCGCAACGACGAGUUCGGCUGCACGCACAGAGGGGCCUUUUCGCAGCACUACGACUCCUUUCCCAACAUCUCCCUCUCAAGUGACGUCAUCAUCAUCAACAGUGGCUAUUGGGCCGGCAAGCGUUGUCUGCAUCCGCUCUCCGCCCUCAGCACCCACCUCCCUGAAUACCUCGCCUGGGCCCAAUCCCAAGCCGCCUCCGCCGCUGCUUCUGCCGCCCAAGCCUCCUCCGCUGCUGUUGCUGCUGCUGCCACUGCCACCAACCUAGGUGAUCCUUCUCCUGCUGGUUCAGACCCGAGCAGUUCUGAUUUUGCCAUUCAAUCGACAGCAGCAGCAGCAGUAGCAGCCUCCCUGACAACAGGUGCAUUCUCAUCCCCCCUCUCUCCAGCACCAAGCGGGGCCAGCCUUAGGGGGAAUUCAGCAGCUGCUCUCAGCAGGCAGUCUGCAGCAACAGGUGGUGCUGAAAGGGCAGAACGCCUGUUACGCAGUAACAUCACAAGCACCACCACCACCACCAGCGCCGCCGUUGCCGCCGUCGCCGCCGCCACAAGGGCAGCAGCCACAGGGGUAGAAGCCACAAGCACAAGUCGCCGGGUUCGGUUGAUCGUGCGAGCGGCACCGCCAGUGCCCAACGGAGGAGACAGCUGCAGCAUUGCCAGCCGCAUUUAUGAAGGCCCCGCCACCAACCUCUUUCUCUCUGCUGCUAACCACCUGACCAGAAACCUGGUCGACCAGAUAAACGCAGGCAGUUCUGUCCCCCAUAUUGAGUAUUUUGAUAGCUGGCAAGUGGAGGCACCGCGGUUUAUGGAUGUGUGUCCUCGCGAUCAUCACUUUCACUGCUACGGGUCGAACGGGCAGGGGAAGGUGGUGAUGAGAGGGGACGUUGGGGAAGCUGUUGUCAGGUCUUUGAUUCAUUACAUAGAGCAUGGGGGAAAGGGAGGGUACUAA
Closterium sp. NIES-65 is the source of this 2538-nucleotide messenger RNA. Lineage: Eukaryota; Viridiplantae; Streptophyta; Zygnematophyceae; Desmidiales; Closteriaceae. The record is from the annotation of a GenBank genome assembly.